Echinostoma caproni is the source of this 417-nucleotide messenger RNA. Lineage: Eukaryota; Metazoa; Platyhelminthes; Trematoda; Plagiorchiida; Echinostomatidae. The record is from the annotation of a GenBank genome assembly.
AUGUCUGAGAAACAGACACUUCAGAUCGACAUGUCCGAAGUGAUGAAACAGCAGCAUCUGUCCACCGAUUCCGCUGCCGGUCCGCAAGCAGUUCCCGAUUUGCCAUUGCAUCGAUUGGCUGGCAAAUGUCAGCUGAAUGAGCUGGGUGAUAAGCACAAGGCAUUGAUCAUGCGGGAGAGAUCGGGUGAAUCAUUUGAAGAGCAACGAGAUGUGAGCAAAGACAGUCAGAAGAAGGUCGACGAUGAAGACGCGGCUGUGACCGAGAUCCGUUCCCGGAUGGAACGUUUGUCGUGCACGAUCAAUGUGGUCUGCCCAGUCACCGCUCUGAUCGGAGUCGACCCAGUUAAAAAUGGUACGUGUUGUCUGGCGUCUGUCACACUAUCCUUGGUGAUGUUUGUUGGAUACUACAGUUUUUAA